This is a messenger RNA of Neoarius graeffei (lesser salmon catfish), 1355 nucleotides long. RefSeq names its product galanin receptor 1a (gene galr1a). Lineage: Eukaryota; Metazoa; Chordata; Actinopteri; Siluriformes; Ariidae. Gene Ontology annotation, cellular component: membrane. The record is from RefSeq and is a predicted model, not a curated record. Gene Ontology annotation, biological process: positive regulation of cytosolic calcium ion concentration; G protein-coupled receptor signaling pathway; negative regulation of adenylate cyclase activity. Gene Ontology annotation, molecular function: galanin receptor activity.
AUGAACAUAUAUAAUCAGAGUGGUGGUGGAGGUGGUGUGUGGGAGAGCCGUACAGACUCAGAGACACCGGCGAAGUUGCUGCUUGGUAUUGGAACGGACAACCUGGUGACGCUGCUGGUGUUCGGGUUGAUCUUUGCGCUCGGUGUGGUGGGAAACUCGCUGGUGAUCGCCGUCCUGGUGAGGCAAAGAGCAGGUCAACGCCGCGGCACCACCACGAACAUCUUCAUCUUUAACCUGGGCGUGGCCGAUCUGUCCUACCUGCUGUUCUGCGUUCCUUUCCAGGCCACCGUGUACAUGCUCCCCACGUGGGUACUCGGAGCCUUCAUCUGCAAGUUCGUGCACUACUUCUUCACCGUGUCCAUGCUGGUGAGCGUGUUCACGCUGUCCGCGAUGUCCGUGGAUCGCUACGUGGCCAUCGUGCACAGCCGGAAAUCGUCGUCUAUCCGUGUGGCGCGGAACGCGCUGCUCGGGGUGCUGGGCAUCUGGGCGCUCUCGCUGGCCAUGGCAGCGCCCGUCGCUUACCACCAGCGCAUCGUGGAGACCGAGGAUAACAGCACAUUCUGCUGGGAAGUGUGGUCUGAUCCCAAGAGGAGGAAAGUCUACGUGGUGUGCACGUUUGUGUUUGGCUACCUGUUGCCCUUGAUCCUUAUUUCUUUCUGCUACGCGAAGGUACUGAAGCAUCUACAUAAAAAUCUGCGAAACAUAUCUAAGAAGUCAGAGGUGUCGAAAAAAAAGACAGCACAGACUGUUCUGGUGGUGGUGGUGGCCUUCUGCUUGUCCUGGCUGCCCCAUCAUGUGGUGCAUCUCUGGGUGGAGUUUGGUUCAUUCCCCCUGAAUCAGGCAUCCUUCCUUUUCCGUGUGGUGGCUCACUGUUUGGCCUACAGCAACUCCUCGGUCAACCCCAUCAUCUACGCCUUCCUCUCUGAGAACUUCAGGAAAGCCUACAAACAGGUUUUUCAAUGCCAGGUGGCCAGUGAAUGCCCAACAAAUGAUGCGAGAAACAAGAUGGAGAAAGUUCCACCCACUAACUGCACCAUGGUUUAACUUUUUACACUCAUUGACCCAUUGACUUGCUCAUGUUUAGCACUGGAGAUUGCUUCAGGUACAAGUGGCACAUGUAGUGGACAAGCUGUCGUCUUUUUUUUUCUCUCCUGUAAUCACACACGCUAUCACAUUUCAAGCAGAUUUCUCAUUUUUAGGAUCACUAAUAGAACCCAAUGUGAAUUUUGCAGGAAGAAAAUGUGUUAUUCCGUUAAGUGCUGUGAAAGAUGUGAAGAUGUUUAUUUAUUUUUUACCCAUUCUAUUUCUGGCCUUUUUUCUUUUUUUUUAGUCUGAACUUAUCCAUGACUUGAAAU